AUGACAGAUAUAUAAAAUGUUGUGCAUUCUAAAUAUGGGUACAACUAAUUUGAAAUGUUUAUGAUGGUUUUAAUUACAGGAAUUACUAAUUUCGUGGUGAUUCCAGCGAUUAUCAUUAUCAGGAAGCAAAGAAUGGAUUUCUAAUUUUAUAUCUCCAUAUUUACCUUGAUUACAAGUUUCAUGUAUCACACAUUAGAGAGUGUUGAUUGCAAGUAUUUCAUAAUUGAAGAAGGAGGUUGGCAUCGAUUAGAUAAUGUUGGAUCAAUUGUUUGUUUUUAGAUGUUAUUUACCUAAUUGAGCGAUUUGUAAAAUUUACAUCUUGAAACAAUGUUAAAUUAUUUUGGACUUUUUGUUACUUUCAUAGCAUAAGCCAAAUCUCCAUGGGAUUUAAAUUAUACUGUGGGACCUAUUUUAAUGCAAUUAUUUAUUUGCAUCUUUUUGAUUAUCAAAAGAAGAAGAUUGCCAAAAUUGAAUAAAUAGAAAAUGAAAAAAGGAUUGCUUAUCUUAUUGGCAGCCAUAGUGUUUUUUAGUUUAUCCCAAGAUGAGUAUUAGGAUUAUUUAAGAUUUUAUCAUGGAAUGUGGCAUACAACAGUAGGAUUGUUUUCAUUCUAUGUGUGGCAAUCAAAAUGCGAUGUUGAGUUCACCUGGUAGAAUUUUCAUACAAUCCCAACAUUGAAGGAAUCGUAUUACAAAGACGAAUGAAUUUUGUGCAUAAAUUCAAUAAUAAUAAAUGUCAAUAAAUUAAUUAUAUCAA
This is a messenger RNA of Paramecium tetraurelia, 754 nucleotides long. RefSeq lists its product as uncharacterized. Gene Ontology annotation, cellular component: membrane. The transcript is spliced from 2 exons. The record is from RefSeq and is a predicted model, not a curated record. Lineage: Eukaryota; Ciliophora; Oligohymenophorea; Peniculida; Parameciidae.